UCUCACCAGGAGCUCAGAGUACACAUGAGCCCUGUUCCAGACGUGUCUUCUAUCCUUAGUAUUUUGGAACAUUUUCAUGAAACCUACGCCCAUGGAGCCAAUGCGGUUUGCCUCGGUGACAACAGUGUGGUCUGAAAACAGCACGACGUCCCUGCCGGUGGAACCGUCCGAGUCUCCAACCUCUGCAGAAUGGGACAUCCUCCACGCUGUCGUUCCCCCAUACAUCUUCGUCUUAUGCCUGAUAGGUCUUCUCUUUAACGGCUUUGUGCUGGGUGUGUUUGUGGCCAACAAGGAUCGACUGACUGUAGCGGAGAUCUAUCUGAGCAACCUGGCACUGGCUGAUUUUCUUCUCUUGUGCGGCCUCCCUUUCUGGGCAAUGUACAUCCUCAAUGACUUUAACUGGCCAUACGGAGACACCUUAUGCAAACUGGUCAACUCUAUGUUCGUCAUCAAUUUCUACACCAGCAUCUACACCCUAGUCAUGAUUAGCGUUGACCGCUACCUUGCACUUGUGAGGACCAUGAAAGCCAGGUGGCUGAGACGGACACUUUAUGCCAAGGUGGCCUGCUUCAUCCUGUGGAUAUUAGGGCUCCUUCUGAGCACUCCAACUAUGGUUCACAGAAAGUUGAAGUUCUUCGAGGAGUACCAGUCAAUAUCCUGUAUACUGGAUUUCUCUCAUGAUAACUCUUGGAAGUUGGCUCAUCAGAUUCUGAUGAAUAUUCUGGGCUUUGUCCUGCCGAUCCUGGUCAUUGUUUUCUGCAGUGGAAACAUAAUCAAAGCUUUGACUCUGAGGACAGAGAGUGUUGGUUUUCACAACGCUGAUGACAAAAAGGCCACAGCACUGGUGUAUGCUGUAACACUACUGUUCGUACUCUGCUGGGGUCCCUUCCAGAUAUUCACCUUCCUCGAUUCACUCUGCGAUGUCCACGUGUUGGAUGAGACGCUGUGGUUUCACACUCUCGAUAUAGGAAGUCAAGUUUCAGUGUACCUGGCCUUUCUCAACAGUGCCCUUAACCCACUGCUGUAUGUCUUCUCAGGGCAGUAUUUUAGAAGGAAAGUUAACGCCAUCUACAGGAGGAAAAGGCUUCGUCGCAGAGGAUCAGACAUGACCACAUUUCAACGCUCUGUUGUGUCCACUUACAUCAACAGAACAGAGCAAAUUAAGGCUGUGGUUAUUUUUAAUAUAGAAGAUCAGAUGUGACUCUUACUCAUGACAUCCUGUCCUCCACGUCUGUUGCUGCUUAUGGAUAAAGUGAUACUACAAACAGCAUAUGACUCAAAUUUCACAAGAUUUAUAAUGAUAAUGUGGUUGGAUCACUAUCAGAGGAUGUUCAAUACCGUGCUUUGAGGAAACAAUAAUGGAUGUGAUAUGUAUGGGAAAAUAUGUGUGUUUUUAAUCAAACACAAAUCAAAAAAAAAUCAAUGAAAUACAUUUACAUUAAUAAUUCACUUAAUACAGUGGCCUAUAUCUUGGCAUUAAACAAAACAUUUAUCCAGUAGUAACAUACUCCACAUACAGUAGUUAUGGCCUUUUUUUGCAGUAUCAGCAUUUAUUACUUACUAUUUUUUGUGUAUUACUGGAACAAUUUGUAUAAUCGACUCAAUUAAAUACAUGAUUAAGUAAAAUUAACAUUAAUCCUAACUAUAAGGCACAAUGUAAGGCAUACACUUAUUAUGUGUUAAUGGCAUCUGUCAGUUUUGUUUGUAUCUGUAUAUUACAUUUUAUAUUAAUUUGCUCCCCUCUUGACCAGACUCCAUGGAAGAAGAGAUAUUGUAUCUCGGUGGGACCUUCCUGAUAAAAUAAAGGAUAUAAUAAAUGUAAGGCAUACGGUGAAGUUACUAAUAAAUUGUUUUGACAAUUACUA
Messenger RNA from Scophthalmus maximus (turbot), 1865 nucleotides. It is a transcript of the gene bdkrb1, whose product is annotated as bradykinin receptor B1. Lineage: Eukaryota; Metazoa; Chordata; Actinopteri; Pleuronectiformes; Scophthalmidae. Gene Ontology annotation, biological process: immune response; neutrophil chemotaxis; G protein-coupled receptor signaling pathway. The transcript has 2 exons. Gene Ontology annotation, molecular function: bradykinin receptor activity. Bases 77 to 1201 code for a protein of 374 amino acids. The record is from RefSeq and is a predicted model, not a curated record. Gene Ontology annotation, cellular component: membrane.